Messenger RNA from Platichthys flesus (European flounder), 2558 nucleotides. It is a transcript of the gene kat14, whose product is annotated as lysine acetyltransferase 14. The record is from RefSeq and is a predicted model, not a curated record. The transcript has 10 exons. NCBI's taxonomy places the organism in Eukaryota, Metazoa, Chordata, Actinopteri, Pleuronectiformes, Pleuronectidae. Gene Ontology annotation, molecular function: acyltransferase activity, transferring groups other than amino-acyl groups. The coding region runs from base 1 to 2382 and encodes 793 amino acids.
AUGGACAGCAGCAGUGAGCCGCUGGGGGCGGGGGAGGACGAGGCGGCGGGCACCUCGGCCUCUGAGGGGCUGGAGGAGGGGGAGGUGGAGGGCGAGACGCUGCUGAUCGUGGAGUCGGAGGACCAGGGCUCGGUGGACCUGUCACAUGACCAGAGCGGAGACUCUCUGACCAGCGACGUGGGCGAGGAGGCCGACGGCAGCUGGGCCUGCGAGGACAUGUCCUUCUACUGCGACCGCUGCCACAAGUGGACGCCUGCAGCUCAGCUCCGUGGGGAACAGCCCAGCUACCUGAAGGGAGACAACUUCUUCAAGUUCCUCUGCUGCGAGUGCUCCGAGGACGGGAAGGAGAGCUUCGAGAGGAUGAGACUCACCUGGCAGCAGGUGGUGAUGUUGGCCAUGUACAAUCUGUCUCUGGAGGGAACGGGUCGUCAGGGCUACUUCAGGUGGAAGGAGGAUAUCUGUGCUUUCAUUGGUCGACACUGGAACUUCCUGCUGGGAACAAGGAAGAAGACGUCCACCUGGUGGAGCACGGUGGCCGGCUGCCUGUCGGUCGGUAGUCCCACCUUCUUCCGCUCUGGAGCGCAGGAGUUCGGUGAACCCGGCUGGUGGAAACUGGUCCAGAAUCGACCUCCGACCCUGAGACCGGAGGUGGAGAAACCCACCACUAAGACUAAAGCCUCCAAACCUGUCGUGGACCCGAUCAUCACCGUGGAGGGUCUGAGGAAGCGUGGAGCCAGGAACCCGGUGGAGAACGCCAUGCAGCUGAAGGAGAAGCGCUCUCGCACACAGGAGGCCAAAGACAUCCGCCGGGCGCAGAAGGAGGCGGUGGGAGGCUACACCGACCGCAGCGCCUCCUCCACGCCCGUCAAACUGGGCGGAGGGCGCAGCGGCACCACCGGACGCCGGCCCGAUCUCAUCCUGGAGAAGGGUGAGGUCAUUGAUUUCUCCUCCCUCAGCUCUUCAGACCAGACCCCGCUCACCAGCCCUUCACCAUCACCUUCACCCGACUUCUCCGCCCCGGGGACGCCGGCGUCUCAGUCAGCGACGCCCAGCCUGCUGUCAGAGGCCGACCUCAUCCCGGACGCCAUGCCUCCGCAGGCGCUGUUCCACGACGACGAGGAGCUUGAGACGGAGGGAAUGAUCGACCCUGGGAUGGAGUACAUUCCUCCUCCCAGUGCCAGCCUGGUCGCCCGUAAGAAGCUCCGCCCAGCACCUCCUCACAUCAAGCGUGAAGCCGACAGCGAGGAGGAGGACGGCCGCGAGCGCGAGGAGGACUUUGAGGAGCCGGCGGGACGAGGUGAAGGUCCGUCCCUCUCUGCCGGGGGCUGUGUCGGUGCUGGAGGUCCUGAGCGGCGGAGGAUUCCUCAUCCUGACAAAGCAGACGGAUCCUGUGGCAUCUCCCAGAAUCCUCGGUACGCACCGCUCACGCUCUACGAGGAGCGGAUGCUGCUGCGCCGGCUGGACGCCUGCCCGCUGGCGCUCGCCGUCACGCCGCAGGCAAAACGCCUCCACAGGAAGCUGCUGAUCCGCCAGGCCAAGAGGCAGAGAGGGCUCCCCCUGCUGGACAUCGACCGGGCAGUCAACGCCACCCUCAGCCUGGUGGGAGGGAUUUAUGGUGCCCAGGAGGCGGGGACACUGAUGGGAGGCGGAGCCAUGGGGAAGUACUGCACCAACAGCCACGAGCUGCGAGUCCUCGAUCGCUUCCAGACCAACGUCUCCAGCAGACGAGGUGUCCAGCAGCCGUCUGUGUCCUUCUGGCACCGUCUGAUGGGAGCGGAGGGCAGUUUGGACCAGAGCAUCAAGAGUCCGUACACGUCCCGGAUCCUGAAGCCUUUCAUCAGGAGGGAUUACGAGAGUCGUCCGGUGAAGCUCCGGUUGUUGGCGGAGAUCCGAGCUCACCCUCACAGAGCCGAGCCCGACUGGGUCCCGGAGCCCAACGCCCCCAUCGACUACUGCUACGUCCGCCCCAACCACAUCCCCUCCGUCAACGCCAUGUGUCACGACAGCUUCUGGCCAGGUGUGGACCUUUCCGAGUGUCUGCAGUACCCGGACUUCAGCGUGGUCGUCCUCUACCAGAAGGUCGUGAUCGGCUUCGGUUUCAUGGUGCCGGACGUGAAGUACAACGAGGCCUACAUCUCCUUCCUGCAGGUCCACCCCGAGUGGAGGAGAGCCGGCAUCGGCACCUUCAUGAUCUACCACCUCAUCCAGACGUGCAUGGGGAAGGACGUGACGCUCCACGUGUCGGCCAGUAACCCCGCCAUGCUGUUGUACCAGAAGUUUGGAUUCAAGGCUGAAGAGUACAUCCUGGACUUCUAUGAUAAGUACUACCCUGUGGACAGCACCGAGUGCCGCCACGCCUUCUUCCUCCGGCUGAGACGAUGAAGAGCAGAGCGAGGGAGGAGACAUGUGACUGCUGGGUACAGCCAAUCGGGAUGAAGCUUCUCAUUUCUAGUUUUUCUUGUUCAUAAAAGUCGUGACUUUGUUGUUGUCUGAACUUGUUUCUUUCAAUCGUCAGUUAAACAUCUGAAUGUUUCAUUAAAGUCAAAAUUUCAAAUGUU